AGCAUUUGAAAGACGAGGACUAUAUUACCAUAUGCAGAGUUCUUUGAAAGUUUCUUUUACAUAUUUAAUAUCGUGAAUAGAUUUUAUAAAUCUAUUUUUGGUUCCAAAUUUUUCACCACAAUUACAUUGUCUUAUAACUAUAUUACUUCUUGAACUUCAGGUAUAAAGGUUGUUACUUUGAGCUGAAAGAUGAACUCACAAGAGGUGAGAGUACCUCGAGGAAAUCGACGGAGGAAAGCUGUGAUUGAUCUGAAUGCAGUACCUGGAGAUCAAGAAGGGACCUCUGCUUCUGUAAGAUCUCCUACGGUGUCUACUACACCGUCUCAGCCUGCUCCUACAAUGAUUGAUGUUGAUGCUAUUGAAGAUGAUGUUAUUGAAUCAUCCGCAAGUGCUUUUGCUGAAGCUAAAAGCAAAUCGAGAAAUGCACGUCGGAGACCUUUGAUGGUUGAUGUAGAGUCAGGAGGUACGACUAGAUUGCCUGCCAACAUAAGCAACAAACGCAGAAGGGUUCCUUCUAGCGAACCUGUCAUCGACUGUGAGCAUGUCUCAAUAAAUGAUGAAGUCAACAUUUCUUCGAGAGUGUCUAGAUCAAAGGCUCCAGCUCCUCCACCAGAAGAGCCAAAGUUUACAUGCCCAAUCUGCAUGUGUCCCUUUACGGAGGAGAUGUCAACCAAGUGCGGUCACAUCUUCUGCAAGGGAUGUAUAAAGAUGGCAAUAUCUCGCCAGGGCAAAUGCCCUACUUGUAGGAAAAAGGUUACUGCGAAAGAGCUGAUUCGAGUAUUCCUUCCAGCCACUAGAUGAGUGGUCCGGCAACAGCACUAGCCACCCUGUCUAAUGGUUUGUCAGACUAUCCUCCUAUUCACUUUGGAACAUUGAAGGGACUUCAUUGACUUCGUAUUUUUGAAUAUUUUGCUUUGGUGGAAGAGAAAUAUUCACUCAUCAAGAAGCCAGAAGGCCCUAUCAUUUGAUGAAUAUCAUUGGUAAUAACUCUUUGUUUUUUAG
This is a messenger RNA of Arabidopsis arenosa, 1002 nucleotides long. The record is from the annotation of a GenBank genome assembly. NCBI's taxonomy places the organism in Eukaryota, Viridiplantae, Streptophyta, Magnoliopsida, Brassicales, Brassicaceae.